AUGACCGAUAUUGACCAAUUGCUUUCUAAGUUGACGCUGGAGGAGAAGGUGUCUCUACUGGCCACGGUGAACAGGUGGCGGACUCCGGUAUUUCAACGAGACGGGGUUUUCGUGCCACAUAUCAAGGCGACUGACGGACCCAAUGGUGCCCGAGGCGAGAGCUACGUGAGUGGCAUCAAAGCGGCCUGUUUCCCUUGUGCCACGAGCCUAGGCGCCACCUUUGAUCGGCCCUUGGUCUACCGUGUGGGCGAAGAGGUUGCGAAAGAAGCAAAGAAAAAGGCAGCUAAUGUUCUGCUUGCCCCAACCUUGAACGUCAUUCGUUCCCCUCUUGGCGGCCGAAACUAUGAGACCUAUUCGGAGGACCCGUUGGUGUUGGGAGAAUUGGCGUCUGAAUUCGUCAAAGAUAUGGAACACUCUGGAUACUCCCACCUUGUUGCACACUCCUGCUCAAGAACCAGCGGAAGACUCUCGGCGGAAAUUGACGAGCAGACCCUCCGGAAGAUAUAUCUUCUUCCUUUUCAGUUGGUUGUUAAAGAUUCUAACCCGCUAUGCUUCAUGACAAGCUACAACCUCGUGAAUGGCACUUAUGAAGCUAAGGAAGUCGCGAUCGAAAACCCUGGUCGCGAUGCGUUUAUUCAUGAUGCGGCAGCGGAGGGAAUGGUGUUGUUGAAGAACAGCAAUGACAUUCUGCCACUCCCUGCCCCUUCCGAGAAUUUCAAGGCCGCUAUGAUCGGUCAAUUUGCCGGCGUUGCCAGCCUGGGUGGUGGCGGCAGUGCUAGAGUUGAUUCAAUCCGCGCAGUCAGUCCACUCGAGGGAAUGGACACGGCAGGCUACCGGACCCAGUUUUCACCUGGGGUGCCUGUGUUCAAAGUUAUUCCUCAUGCUCCCACCGAGAUGAUCCUGGGAGCCGGUAAUCCUGGCGGAAAUAAUGAUAACGGCGACGAUGUCAGGGUGGAAUGGUACAAUGGCAACGUGAUUGGAGAGAACCUCGCCCAUACAGAGAUGAGAGCUACACCCGAUGGGCAUCAUCAUCGCUCGAUCAUCACAACAGGACGAGCCAAAUGCUACAUCGAGGACCAGCUCCUUUAUAAAAGAAAGCAAGAGACAGACCUGAGUCUGGAGUCUUUUUACUUCUUCAAAGCAAAGCUUGAGCGCCGGUUUGAUUAUCCGAUGGAGGCUGGCCGUCGCUACACCGUUGUCGUGGAGUCAUGGGCGACCGAGCCAGAGCUUUGCACGCUAAGCCACUCUAUGGCAGCCGUCGAGGUGGAGCGUCAAGCCAAUGUCGCCGUUGUAUGCGUUGGCAACACAAACGAGAUUGAAUCGGAAGGAUUCGACCGUGACACUAUGGACCUCCUUGGCUGCCAGAAUGACGUGAUUCAGGCCGUGGCAGCCCAGAACCCCAGGACAGUCGUUGUCAACUUCUCGGGGGCUGCUGUGUCGCUGACUCCUUUCCUUGAAUCUGUCGGCGGGGUCGUCCAAGCCUGGUUCCCUGGCCAAGAGUGUGGGCAUUCCCUGGCACGAGUUCUCACGGGGGCGAUCAAUCCGUCCGGUCGGCUGCCAUUCUCAUGGCCCGCUCGGAUUAAGGAUAAUUCGUCGUACGGAAACUUCCCAGCCAACUCAGACGGAGUUCUACGGUAUGAGGAAGGUCUGGCCGUGGGAUAUCGGUACUACGAUAGACCGACGUCGGCACCACUCUUCCCUUUCGGAUUCGGUCUCUCGUAUACCUCUUUUGAAGUAGACGAUGCUCCGAAUUUAGAGCAAGUUACUCUUCAGGGACCAAAUGACCUUGUCGAAGUUUUCGCCAUGGUUCGAAAUCUCGGACAACGAGAGGGCAGGGUGGCGGUUCAGUUCUACGUGGGCAUGUCCGAUCCUUCAGCUGCGCGUGGUCAGAAAAGACCAUUCAAGGAGCUGAAGGGGUUUGCCAAGGUUCAUAUUCGCCCUAAUUCCCAGGAGCUUGUGUCUGUCAUCCUCGACAAAUACAGUGUUAGCUACUACGAUCCUGAAGAUGCAUGCUGGCGAGCUGAUGGGGGCCGAUAUACUAUCUAUGCUGGACUCUCGGCGAUGGAUAUUAAAGAGACUGCCAUUUUGGAUAUCCCUGGCAGCUCUUCUUUUUGA
Aspergillus affinis is the source of this 2115-nucleotide messenger RNA. RefSeq lists its product as uncharacterized. The transcript has 8 exons. Gene Ontology annotation, biological process: glucan catabolic process. NCBI's taxonomy places the organism in Eukaryota, Fungi, Ascomycota, Eurotiomycetes, Eurotiales, Aspergillaceae. The record is from RefSeq and is a predicted model, not a curated record. Gene Ontology annotation, molecular function: beta-glucosidase activity. Bases 1 to 2115 code for a protein of 704 amino acids.